GCCGCGGCCGGCGGGGAGGCGGCGCCCGGCGGGGCUGCCCCAUGGUCUUGAGGGGACCGUGGGGGAGCUGCGGGGGCCCCGGCGCGGCGCUCGCUCUCCUGCGCGCCCUCCGCUCUAGGAUGUUGCGGCAGGUCUUGCACAGGGGGCUGGGGACGUCCUUCUCCCGGCUCGGCCACUUCGUUGCCAGCCACCCGGUGUUCUUCGCCUCGGCACCCGUGCUCAUCUCCAUCCUGCUGGGCGCCAGCUUCAGCCGCUACCAGGUGGAAGAGAGCGUGGAGCACCUCCUGGCCCCCACGCACAGCUUGGCCAAGAUCGAGAGGAACCUGGUGGACAGCCUCUUCCCGGUGAACCGCUCCAAGCACCGGCUCUACUCCGACCUGCAGACGCCUGGGAGAUACGGCCGGGUGAUCAUCACCUCCUUCCGCAAGGCCAACAUGCUGGACCAGCACCACACCGAUCUCAUCCUCAAGUUGCACUCUGCAGUGACCAGGAUCCAAGUUCAAAGACCUGGUUUCAAUUACACGUUUGCCCAUAUAUGUAUCCUGAACAAUGACAAGACAUGCAUAGUGGACGACAUAGUGCAUGUACUGGAGGAAUUAAAGGCUGCUCGUUCUUCUAAUCGAACUAAUUUUGCAAUCACUUAUCCGAUUACUCACUUAAAGGAUGGCAGGGAAGUGUAUAAUGGGCAUCAGCUCGGUGGGGUUACUGUGCACAGCAAGGACCGGGUGAAGUCUGCAGAAGCCAUUCAGCUCACCUACUACUUGCAGGCAAUCAACUCCUUGAAUGACAUGGUGGCAGAGAAGUGGGAAUCCAUUUUUUGUGACACUGUUGAACUUUUCCAGAAAUCCAACAGGAAAGUCAAAAUGUAUCCUUUCACUUCCUCUUCGCUGAAGGAGGAUUUCCAGAAGACGAGCAGGGUGUCAGAACGCUACCUGAUCACAAGCUUGGUCCUUGUGGUCACCUUGGCCAUUCUCUGCUGCUCCAUGCAGGAUUGUGUCCGCAGCAAACCCUGGCUUGGCCUGCUGGGAUUGCUGACAGUGACCCUUGCCACCCUGACUGCUGCUGGGAUCAUCAAUCUCACUGGUGGGAAAUACAAUUCCACCUUCCUGGGAAUCCCCUUCGUCAUGUUAGGUCAUGGGUUGUAUGGGACUUUUGAAAUGUUGUCCUCCUGGAGAAAAACUAGAGAAGACCAACAUGUUAAAGACAGAACUGCAGCUGUAUUUGCAGACUCCAUGCUCUCGUUUUCUCUCACCACUGCCAUGUACCUGGUCACUUUUGGAAUAGGUGCCAGUCCCUUCACUAACAUUGAAGCAGCCAGGAUUUUCUGCUGCAAUUCCUGUAUUGCAAUUUUCUUCAACUACCUCUAUGUACUCUCCUUUUAUGGUUCCAGCCUGGUGUUUACUGGCUACAUAGAAAACAACUACCAGCAUAGUAUCUUCUGCAGAAAGGUACCAAAGCCAGAGGUAUUGCAAGAGAAGCCUGCAUGGUAUAGGUUUCUUCUGACAGCCAGAUUCAGUGAGGACACAGAUGAUUCAGAGGAAACGAACACUUACGAGAGUCAUCUUUUGGUGUGGUUCCUGAAACGCUAUUAUUGUGACUGGAUAACAAACACUUAUGUCAAGCCUUUUGUAGUUCUCUUUUACCUUGUUUAUAUUUCCUUUGCCUUAAUGGGCUACCUGCAGGUCAGUGAGGGGUCAGACCUGAGCAACAUCGUAGCGACUGCGACUCGGACCAUCGAGUACACAACUGCCCAGCAGAAGUAUUUCAGCAACUACAGCCCGGUCAUUGGGUUCUACAUCUAUGAGUCAAUCGAGUACUGGAACACCAGUGUCCAGGAGGACGUGUUGGAGUACACCAAGGGCUUUGUGAGGAUAUCUUGGUUCGAAAGCUACUUAAAUUACCUUAGGAAACUCAACAUAUCUACUGGAUUGCCGAAGAAGAAUUUCACUGAUAUGUUGAGGAACUCCUUCCUGAAGACCCCUCAGUUUGCCCAUUUUUCAGAGGAUAUCAUAUUUUCCAAGAAAUACAACAAUGAAGUUGAUGUUGUGGCCUCCAGGAUGUUCUUGGUGGCCAAGACAAUGGAAACCAAGAGGGAAGAACUUUAUGACCUCCUGGAGACCCUGAGGAAGCUCUCUCUCACCUCCAAGGUGAAAUUCAUAGUUUUCAAUCCAUCAUUUGUGUACAUGGAUCGUUAUGCCUCUUCAGUGGGAGCCCCCUUACAAAACUCCUGCAUUAGUGCUUUAUUUCUGCUCUUCUUCUCUGCAUUCCUGGUGGCAGACUCUCUGAUCAAUGUCUGGCUCACUCUAACUGUUGCCUCGGUUGAAUUCGGAGUUAUAGGUUUUAUGACCUUGUGGAAAGUGGAACUAGAUUGUAUUUCUGUGUUGUGCUUAAUUUACGGAAUUAAUUAUACAAUUGACAACUGUGCUCCACUGUUAUCAACCUUUGUCCUGGGCAAAGAGUUCACAAGAACUAAAUGGGUGAAAAAUGCCCUGGAAGUGCAUGGGGUAGCUAUUUUGCAGAGCUACCUCUGCUAUAUUGUUGGUCUGAUUCCUCUUGCAGCUGUGCCUUCAAAUCUGACCCGUACACUGUUCAGGUGCUUGUUUUUAAUAGCAUUAGUCACCUUCUUUCACUGCUUUGCCAUUUUACCUGUGAUACUGACUUUCCUGCCACCUUCCAAGAAGAAGAGGAAAGAGAAGAAGAAUCCUGAAAACCGUGAGGAAAUAGAGUGUGUUGAAAUGGUGGAUAUGGAUAGCACCCGAGUGGUUGACCAAAUUACAACAGUCUAACUUGAUUUGUUGGUUGCUUUUUUACACUAGGUCUUACUGAGGAAAAAAAAAAAGAAACCAGUACUGACUAAAUGUGUGGGUACAGAAAGAUUGGAGGUUUUCCCCUCCUUCUUUUAAGCUAAAUCCAGGAAUAUUCAAAAUUAUGGGAGAAAUUAAAAAUAAAUUUAAAAAAAUAAAUAAAAAGAGCCGGGGUAUUGUACCUUGCUCAGUUCCUAUAACAGGUUAUAUGGGAGAAUUUGCACACCCAUGCAAAGAAAGGUUAAAUUUUAGAUGCAUGAAGUAAGAUCUAAUGGAAGAAGUUGGGUUCUUAAGCAGUCAUCUGCAUCGCCUGUACUGCAGAUGCUGCAAUUAUUGUGGCUAAACCAAAUCAUGUUGAAAGGUCAACUGUCAAGGCUGAAGUAGCACUAAAUGUUUGCUGGAUGUAAAGGCUUUACAAACUUUCUGCACAGCAAUAACUCAAGUCAGUGAGUCAGCUCUUAUAAGUCUUUGCCAUCACAUUUAAUAUUUCUUUUCUCCCCUAAUCUAAACAUUUAUGCAAGACUAUAUAAAAGAUAGCAAACUGUACUGGGAAAGAAGGCAGUACACAGCAA
This is a messenger RNA of Vidua macroura (Pin-tailed whydah), 3376 nucleotides long. RefSeq names its product patched domain containing 1 (gene PTCHD1). The coding region runs from base 42 to 2786 and encodes 914 amino acids. NCBI's taxonomy places the organism in Eukaryota, Metazoa, Chordata, Aves, Passeriformes, Viduidae. Gene Ontology annotation, cellular component: plasma membrane; synapse. The record is from RefSeq and is a predicted model, not a curated record. The transcript is spliced from 3 exons. Gene Ontology annotation, biological process: cognition; chemical synaptic transmission.